GCGGGCAGGAGACCUCCCGUAAACAGGGAAGGGAUGAUGGACAAAAUAACCAAGGAGGGAAUGGCAGUGUUGGCGGUGGUUCAGCGGGACAAAGUUCCCAAGAUCAGGGGCAGUUCCAGCCGCAGGGUGGACGAGGCCGCGGUCGAGGCCGCGGGAAUGGACAAUGAAGCCAUUGGGCAUUGCAGCAGGAGGUCACGUGUAACUAUUGUGCAGAAAAUGUGUCAUAUUAUACGGUUUUGUCAACUUCUAUCAAAAGAUGAGAAGGAAGGGAAAGUCUUCACCACGAUACGUGGUGAAGUCUUCGAUUACGAAGGGAAUCUGAUCGACCCCAACAUUGAAGGGGGUAUGAGGAACGAGGCGUUUCACCGAAUGGGUCGUUCCCUUCCGGCUACGUUCCGGACUGCCUCCCCAAAAGAAGCGUGGUUGGCAAAGAUUGAGGAGGCCAUGACAUGGCUGGCUAUCCCUAUUAGUGGAAACGAGGAGGAUAACGAGGAUGAGAGCUUGCGGGCCGAAGAGGACGAACGGGCUCGUCGACGCGCGCUAGAAAGAGAUCCUGAAAAAAGGAAGGUCGAGGUAAGCGAGGAGGAGCCACGUAAAAAGAAGAACAUUUACUCAAUCCCCGUGGAGCACGGGAUCGAUAUUGAGCGACUUAUUGAUAAUAUCCUGGAAAGUCAACGCGACUUGGUCACGUUGAAGGAAAUUUUGGUGGUGUCACCAAAGAUUCGAGAGGAAUUUAAGCAGCGAAUGACUCGCAAGAGAGUCAUAAGAGUUAAGCUCGACGAAGUCAUUCCGCACGAGGCUAACUGGUCCCCACCUGGGACAAAGAUGGAUUGACGAAGUGUGUCGACCGGCCUGAAGGUCCAGAUUGGACAACAGGAGUAUUCGACGCUCGUGGACAAUGGGGCCGAGAUGAACAUCAUUCGCGAGCGUCAUGCCAUCGAGGCUGGAUUGAAAAUCAACUGAGAUGACUAUG
Molecule: messenger RNA, 973 nt
Organism: Chara braunii
Lineage: Eukaryota; Viridiplantae; Streptophyta; Charophyceae; Charales; Characeae
Source: the annotation of a GenBank genome assembly